GCUCAUUUCAACAUAUGCGGAUCAUGACGCAAGUUACUACUUUCACUUAUUUACAGGUACUAUUUCUAGUGUUUUGUAAAAAGUUUAACGUUUGAUCAUUGUCGUCCAGCUGAUAGAAAAACUAUAAGUUUACUCUAUAAAGCAAAUCAAUAAUCUGACUUGUAAAGUUAAUGUUAAACUCAUAAUUUUUAAACGUGAACGGUAUAAAAUAGAUUAUUCUGCGUAGGCUUACCAUUCCAAUAAAUAGAGGUAAUUUUUGUUGACAUGAUUGUUGCGGGCAUCGUUUCCACCUUCAGAGUUUUCUCCCAGCACUUCCAUUCUCAGGUUUUAGGAUUUUUUGGACAAAUGUAAGAAACCUAAGGUCCUGGUCGUGUUUCUGCCAAGCCACAAAAAUUUUUAUGUUUUACUAAGAAAAAAAUGUUUACGCAACUAUUGGAAGAAAUGGAACAGCAGUUAAAUAUGAAAGCGUAAGAUUGGGAUUUCUGUUUUGUUGACCAACAAAUUAAGCGGGGAAAAAUGACGAUUUCUUAUUUUUGGGGUGAUCAGGCCUUUGGAAAACAAGGAAAGCAAUAGCGGCAUUUCUCAGGGAAAAGAGGAAGAGAACAAAGCCGAAGAAAACUCCUCCGUCGCCAAACCUGGUUAAGAUGGUACCGGAGCUGUUGAUUUUGAUCUGGCGUUGGAUUACGAAGAAAUGGAUGCACCUCAUUCUGACAAUGAAGGAGAAAUUAAAGAAGAUAUUGCGACUGCUAAAAAUGAACAACUUCCGCUAGCCAAGCCCAAAGAUAACGGUGCCGAAUCGUCUGAUGAUAGUUCAGGUGAAAGGCUAGGAUCAAACACAUUGGAAAAGUUGCGUGGUAGGAGUCGCUCGGAGUUGCCUAGCCCUGAAAGUGAGGACAUAGCGCGGAGGCGAGAUUCUCGAAAAGGACAGCAGUUUCCCGUCACAGGUCUGAGUAGUUUAGCUAAGACUUACGCUGACGAAGAAGCCGUAGGAGCAGUAGAAAACAGUAAACCGCCAGCCAAUCAGACAACUUAGGUCGAAGAAAAAAUUGCAGCGGAGAUUGUUUUGGCACCUCAGACGAAAGACAACAGUCAUCACGCCCAAGAAGGCGCAGCCAAGGAAGCGGUAGAAAAGGACAAAGACAGCGACAACCAUUCCAGCAAAUAUAAACAGACGGUGAAUAACACUUUUUGUUUGCCUCAAUUGCUUAUCUUGUUUUGCCACACAAUCAAAAACAAACUGACAAUUUAAAAAUCAGCAAGAUUUUAUACAAUUUCUUUGUGGGUAUUUUACCGUCGAAAACUUUGAAGUUACUUGACCCUGAAGUCAAAUAAUACACUGAUGAACAAGGA
Messenger RNA from Daphnia magna, 1350 nucleotides. RefSeq lists its product as uncharacterized. The record is from RefSeq and is a predicted model, not a curated record. Lineage: Eukaryota; Metazoa; Arthropoda; Branchiopoda; Diplostraca; Daphniidae. The transcript has 2 exons. Bases 692 to 1033 code for a protein of 113 amino acids.